Messenger RNA from Ahaetulla prasina, 10862 nucleotides. It is a transcript of the gene ADCY5, whose product is annotated as adenylate cyclase 5. Gene Ontology annotation, biological process: intracellular signal transduction; adenylate cyclase-inhibiting G protein-coupled receptor signaling pathway; adenylate cyclase-activating G protein-coupled receptor signaling pathway. Gene Ontology annotation, molecular function: adenylate cyclase activity. Gene Ontology annotation, cellular component: plasma membrane. Lineage: Eukaryota; Metazoa; Chordata; Lepidosauria; Squamata; Colubridae. Bases 1860 to 5516 code for a protein of 1218 amino acids. The transcript has 21 exons. The record is from RefSeq and is a predicted model, not a curated record.
UUGAAAGGGGCGGGCUGCCGUUCCCCGCAAGAAGAGCGUGCGAGCUUGGGGCGAAAGCGAGCAGCCGCAGCUGAAACUGAAGGGAAGCUCCUCCGGCGUGGCGCCGAAGAGGCCAGUCAGCCAGCCGUACGCGGGAAAGGCCCCUUUUGCUCGUGCAAAAAGAACCGGGCAGCCGCUGCCUGGCCGACGUUGUCGGAGGGGAAGGGUCGCCUCUCCUCAGCCCGCCGCAGCGCCUUGCACGGUUAGGCACGGAGGUUUAGCGCGGCGGCGGCGGCGGCGGCAGCGGCAGCAGCGGCAGCGACAAGCGGGCGGUCUCCGAAGAAGUCGCGCCAAGGCAGCUCCUGCGCGCUAUCCAACCUUCCCCCCCCCUCCACCAUCUCCGAGCCCAACAAUUAGCUUAUGAUUGUGCGUUUUUGCCCCGCCGCUACAGCUGGCGAACGGCUGGUGGUUCCUUGGCUGCAGCGGAGAACGGCGCAUCCUCGCGUGGAGAGGCAGCAGCGCAAGCGUCGGCUUUUGGCCGAAGAACAACCUGCCACCGCUGGCUGAAGCGACGGUCGAAAGAAGGAGCCUCUCGCUUUCUCCGCCUGCGCCUUGCUUCCCCCCCCCUCCCCACACCACCGCCGGCCCUGCCUGCUUCUGCCUUCGAGCCACCGGAGCCGGAUUUCGGGUUCCAUCAUUCCAAGGGCAAAAUAGCGGCGCCCGUCCCGGCAAGCGUCAGCGAUCUCACCCGCUUGGCUCCCUCCAAAGCAGAGAGAAGAGGGGAAGAUGCCCGGGCCGACCCGGUGACCCGAUUCGUUUCCAAUAAAUAACGCUUCCAAGUGCCGGCUCCGGGGUUGGUGGUGCUUCGCUAACCCUUCCCACUGCAGCAAUGUCGCCGCUGCCUUGAGCAGGAGGAAUUGAGGGAGGGGGACGGACGAGGGGCUUCGGAGAGGCGGCUGGCUCGCUCGCUCGCUCGCCAUUCCUCAGGCCGAUCCUUUAGGGCACCCUUCUCGAAACUGGAGGGGAACGGACAAUGAGCCAGUCGCUUGCCAGACGCCUGGGGCGCUGCCUCUGGGGCUGCCCUCUGCCACAGCUGCCCAGAUGACCAACGCAUAGGCGGGUUGCCACCAGGCCAAAUUAAAAAUGACGAUUCUGGAUGGUUUUGCUCCGCUUCCUUGGAGAGUAAAUCGCGAAGGAAUGGUGCUGCCUCUUUGAGUUCGUUUUGGACAGCCAGGUCCUUCGCGGGGAGGAGAUCCCGAAAGAGAGAGAGAGAGACAUGCCAAGAUGCUCCACAGUGAUGAUUUUACAAAGUUACGUUCUGGUUGUAGAGUGAUUGUGGCUUAAAGUGAGAGGGGGAAAAAAUUCAACACUCCUGGUGCCUUUUCCUCCUCUGUCUCCGUUUUCUAUGCAUGCCGGUGUGGUGGAUUUGAAUUCUUGAUGCGCCAGCGAACUGGCAAAACCCCGGGGACUUGGGCGGGAAAAUGACAGAAGGGGAAUCCUUGCCAGAAAGCCCACCUUUCCCUGGGAGGGGAGGGAAACUUGCUUCCCAGCCAGCUUUCUAUGUGGCUAUAUAAAUCCUGCAUGAGGAAACCUUGGACUCCUGGGAAGGGAAGGAGACCUGAGUGGCUUUCCAGCUGGCAACUAAGAGAGAUUUGAGUAUCCUUGGGGACACUGUUGGAUCUGGUUCUGGAUUUGAGGUUUGGUCUCCUGCCCUUGCUUCCACCCUCCUGGUCAUUGAUGGAGUGAUGCUGUUUGGAAGAGCCGGAGAGAUGCUGUUUGGUUCUGUGCCAUGAACCACCCAAUGUCUUCUGGUUGAUUUCCCUCCCACCCUCUCGUGCUUUCCUGGAAUUCCUGCCCUUCUUCUGCUGCCCCAGCAGGGCAUGUCCCGCUCCAACAGCGUAAGCCCUCCGGGGUUUGGAGUUCCUGCUGUGCCCAGGGGUGGAGGGGCAGAGCCACAUCGCUCUGCCUGGGGAGAAGCUGAAUCCAGAGCCAAUGGCUACUCCUACCCUCUUCCUACCAGGGCCUCAGUCAAGGAAUCUUCCAGAAUGGCGAGCAGGUGGAGGAAUGAGGAGGAGUAUGAUCUGCCAGGUAGCAGGAACCAUGGGGUAAGUGGCUGCAGGAUGAUGAGCUUCAGGUCCAAAUCUGCUUGGCAGGAUCGUAGUGGAGACAAGAGCCAGCACUCCUGUCGGGCAGGAGAUCCCUCCCUUGCCCCAAGUCCGAGACACUAUGGUAGUGAGCAGGGUGAGGUGCGCCCACGUUCUGUGGAGCUGGGACUCGAGGAGAAACGGAUCAAGGCCAAGAUCGACGAGUUGGAGGAGGAGGAGGAGCAGGGGGGUGAUGAAGGGGGGUCCGAGAUGAUCUUCUCAAUGGGCAGCUGUUGUGGAAGCCUGCUGCAGAUCUUCAGGUCUAAGAAGUUCCAGUCAGAGAAGUUGGAGCACCUCUACCAGCGGUAUUUUUUCCGUCUCAACCAGAGCAGCCUGACCAUGCUGAUGGCAGUGCUAGUCUUGGUGUGCCUGGUCAUGCUGCUCUUCCACACUGUUCAUGGCCACUACCAAGUGCCCUACGUGGUGGUGCUGUCCCUGGCCAUCCUGCUAAUGGUGUCCCUGGGAGCCGUAUGCAACCGUAAUGAUUUCCACCAGGACCACAUGUGGCUCAUGUGCUACUCUGUCAUCCUUGUGGUGUUAGCUGUGCAAGUGGUUGGCUGCUUGCUAAUGCAGCCCAGAAGUGCCUCAGAGGGCAUCUGGUGGACCAUCUUUUUUAUCUACAGCAUCUACACUUUGCUACCCAUCAGGAUGAGGGCAGCAGUCAUCAGUGGUGUGGUAUUGUCUGCCAUCCACCUGGCCAUUUCUCUCAAAAUCAAUGCAGAAGACAAAGUCUUAUUAAAACAGCUGAUGUCCAACAUCCUCAUCUUCAUCUGCACAAACAUUGUAGGGGUCUGUACGCACUAUCCAGCUGAAGUGUCCCAAAGACAGGCCUUUCAGGAAACAAGGGAAUGCAUUCAAGCUCGCCUACAUUCUCAGAGAGAAAACCAACAACAGGAGCGUCUCCUGCUUUCUGUACUGCCUCGCCAUGUUGCCAUGGAGAUGAAAGCUGACAUUAAUGCCAAAAAAGAAGAUAUGAUGUUUCAUAAAAUUUAUAUCCAGAAACAUGACAAUGUCAGCAUCCUCUUCGCAGACAUUGAGGGUUUUACCAGUCUCGCUUCCCAGUGUACUGCUCAGGAGUUGGUCAUGACGCUGAACGAACUCUUUGCCAGAUUUGAUAAGCUUGCUGCUGAGAAUCAUUGUUUACGUAUAAAAAUCUUAGGGGAUUGCUAUUACUGUGUAUCUGGAUUACCUGAAGCCAGAGCAGAUCAUGCACACUGCUGUGUUGAAAUGGGAAUGGAUAUGAUAGAAGCCAUUUCAUUAGUACGAGAAGUGACGGGCGUCAAUGUGAAUAUGCGAGUUGGAAUCCACAGCGGGAGAGUUCACUGCGGAGUCUUAGGCCUCAGGAAAUGGCAGUUUGAUGUGUGGUCAAAUGAUGUCACGUUAGCCAAUCAUAUGGAAGCUGGUGGCAAAGCAGGGCGAAUCCACAUAACAAAAGCUACGCUAAACUAUCUGAAUGGUGAUUAUGAAGUGGAGAUGGGCUUUGGAGGGGAACGCAAUGCUUACCUCAAGGAGCAUAGUAUAGAGACUUUCCUCAUCGUCCAAUGCAGCCAAAAACGGAAAGAUGAGAAAGCAACAAUAGCCAAAAUGAAUCGCCAACGUACUAAUUCCAUUGGUCACAACCCACCACACUGGGGAGUAGAUCGCUCUUUUUAUAAUCACUUAAGCACCAGUCAAGUUUCUAAAGAGAUGAAAAGAAUGGGUUUUGAAGAUCCAAAAGACAAGAAUAUCCAGGAAAGCAUGAAUCCAGAAGAUGAGGUAGAUGAGUUUCUGGGUCGUGCAAUUGAUGCAAGAAGUAUUGACCGGUUACGUUCAGAGCAUGUUCGCAAGUUUCUGUUAACAUUCAGGGAGCUUGAUUUGGAGAAAAAGUAUUCCAAACAGGUGGAUGAUCGAUUUGGUGCGUAUGUGGCUUGUGCUUCCCUAGUCUUCCUCUUCAUUUGCUUUGUUCAGAUCACAAUAGUGCCACACUCUGUGUUCAUGCUGGCGUUUUACCUAUCCUGUUUCGUGAUAUUGACCACACUAGUGUUUGUUUCAGUCAUUUACUCCUGUGUAAAGCUGUUUCCAGGUCCACUCCAGACUCUUUCACGGAAGAUUGUUCAGUCCAAGACCAAUAACACCCUAGUUGGGGUCUUCACUAUUGUAUUGGUUUUCCUGUCAGCCUUUGUCAAUAUGUUCACCUGUAGUACUGUGGACCUUCUCGACUGUAUAGCUGCAGAGCAUAAUCUCACUCCUCCUGAGGUGAAUUUGUGCCAUAUUAGGGAUUCCAAUUAUAGCCUGGAAACCACAGAAGGAUUUUGUGCUACAUCCCAGCCAAACUGUAACUUUCCAGAGUACUUUACCUACAGUGUUUUACUGACCCUCCUGGCCUGCUCCGUGUUCCUUCAGAUCAGCUGCAUCGGGAAACUCAUUUUGAUGUUGAUUAUUGAAUUUAUAUAUGUCCUCAUUGUGGAAGUGCCAGGCCUUACCCUCUUCGAUAACGCAGACCUUCUGGUUACAGCCAACGCCAUUAUGUUUUCCAAUGAGACCGAAAGUGGAAUAUGUCCUUCCAAUGUGUCCAGGGUUGCUUUGAAGAUUGUAACCCCUGUUGUCAUCACUGUUUUUGUCUUGGCGGUCUAUCUACAUGCACAGCAGGUGGAAUCCACAGCAAGGUUGGAUUUCCUUUGGAAGCUUCAGGCUACUGAAGAAAAGGAGGAGAUGGAGGAGCUGCAGGCCUACAAUCGAAGGCUUCUCCAUAAUAUCUUGCCAAAGGACGUAGCAGCCCAUUUUCUUGCACAGGAGCGGAGAAAUGAUGAACUGUAUUACCAGUCCUGUGAAUGUGUGGCUGUCAUGUUUGCUUCCAUCAGCAAUUUCUCAGAAUUCUAUGUGGAGUUAGAGGCCAACAAUGAAGGGGUGGAGUGCUUGAGGCUCCUCAAUGAAAUCAUUGCUGACUUUGAUGAGAUAAUAAGUGAAGAUCAGUUUCGACAGCUGGAAAAGAUCAAAACGAUAGGGAGCACAUAUAUGGCUGCUUCGGGUCUGAAUGAUACGACCUAUGACAAAGUGGGCAAAACGCAUAUCAAGGCCCUGGCGGACUUUGCAAUGAGGUUAAUGGAUCAAAUGAAAUACAUCAACGAGCAUUCGUUCAACAAUUUCCAGAUGAAAAUAGGGCUCAAUAUUGGCCCCGUAGUAGCAGGGGUCAUAGGUGCACGUAAGCCCCAGUAUGAUAUUUGGGGCAACACUGUGAAUGUAGCUAGUCGAAUGGACAGUACAGGAGUCCCUGAUAGGAUUCAGGUCACUACGGACAUGUAUCAGGUUUUAACGGUCAACAACUACCAACUAGAAUGCCGAGGGGUUGUAAAAGUCAAAGGUAAAGGAGAAAUGACCACUUACUUCUUAAAUGAAGGCCCACCAGCAAGUUAGCGACAGUGGGCAAGGAUGACUCCAUUGAUUCAAACACAAUAGCAAGUUGGAGAAAAUGUCACUGUCUCACAGUGAAUCUAAUCCAAGGCACGGUUGAGUAUUUCAUGUGAUGCCUUUUUAGUAGGAUUGUGUGCGAAGGGAAAAAAAAAGAAAAGAAACACAGCUUGGGCUGCCUAGCGCACACUUGAGAAGUCACCUAGCACUGCUGCAGACCUUUUUCCGAAGGUGAACGUUAAGUGAAUUGACCAAAGAUUUAUGCUUCGUGGAAUGCGAAGACGAAGAGAUGGAUUUGAGAUCUUCAUUUGUGGCUGCUACGCAGGACUUAAAACUAUUUAAGUAUUUAUUUGAAGUAAUACAAUGUUUUUACUAGGUGGAAGGAAAGUAUGAUUCAUUGAAACAAAAGGAAAACUAAAAUGAACAGCAUUAUUUUGGAAAGGCUGUGCACUCCCAUACUAUUUCUGGUUUGUGCUGUCAGCUCCUUGAAUGUGCCACUGUUCUUAUAUUAGCUGUUUGAGUGGGCUUUUAAAAUUAAAGAUGUUGCUCUCACUGUAACUCUUUACAAAGGGCCUUUUUUAUUAUGCCAUCGGUAAUGUUUUUAAAUGGAAAAAGUUGCCUUGUUAUGUACUCUUGCUAUCCCUACCCUUACACAAAUGUGAGGCUUCCUCAUUUUAGCAAGAGAGGUAUGUUUAAAGGAGGGAGAGUAAUUGUUUAAAGCGAGGAAAAAAGAAAUUUUCAUAUGGAUUUAUUAAAUGAAAAGACCUUCUAACUCCUAUUGGUGCAUUUUGGUUUACAGGCGAAAGACUUGGCUGUUAAAUCUUCCUGUUGGUCAGGGAGAUUUCUCUGAUAUGUGUGGGAUUAUUUUGGGAGGUUUUGUAUUUUGUAAUAUGAGAGACACUGACACUAACAAAUAUACCAAAAUUCUAUAUUUUGAGGAUUUUAUGUAUUAAAAUUUCAUCCCAAUUGUGCAACAGUGAUCAGCUUGUGUAUCUGCUGUAAUGCACAUAAUCGCUAUGUGAAAAGGUAACACGAGGGGAGACUCACAUGCAGCAGUCUUAAGCAACCACUGAACAUCUGGCACAGCUGCUUUUACCUUUUGGGUGGAGCAAUCUUGAUCCAUUCAUACACGCACCAUAGUUGAUUGCACUUGACGUACAGUACAUUCCCUUCUCUGUCAUAAUCUGCCUGGGAGGAGAGGGGAAAUGGGAGUCCAGGUUGGGCCCCUUUGGUCUGCCAGAGAGCUGGUCAUUGAGAGAUCUUUCCCCUGUUCUCUCUCUUAAUUCAGCUGGCAGGGGGAUGCCUCUUGCUGGGUGCGCACAAAAUUGAGUCUAAACUGGUGACUGUGCACAUAGCAUCUUGGGAGGUGUACAUAAGCUAUAAAAUUGUGGAUGUUCUUUUUGUUCUUUUCAGAGUUGCAGACUUGGCAGUUUUCGAUUUCUGUACAGUCCAGGAAGCAAGCAGAAGCUUAAAAGGGGCUCCAGGAUAAAAUAAAAAUAAAUAAAAAUUAAUGAAGGUUAUGAAUCUUUAGGCUAAAAAUAAUAAUAAUAGAAAAGCAAGAACUAGCCCAAAUAAAGUUAAAGAUAAAAUGUAUCCCUAAUUUUGAAAUAGCUUUUGAAAUAUAGGACAUUGGGAUAAAAACAAUUUCUAAUAGUCAAAGAACCGAAAGAAGAAAAAUUAAAAUAUUUAAAGGUUUGUUUAAUUAAUGUGUAUCGAAUUGCUUUGGAAUAUUGUUUUGAAAUGUUGCAGUCAUGAAGAGGUGGGGAAUUAAAUUCUAGUUUCAAUUCACUGUACAUGGCAUUUAGUUAAAAAGGGCUUGGGAAGAUUUGGGUUUUUUUUCUAUAACCAAACAAAAUUGACUGCGGACGCUGGGAUGGUCUAACAAUUUUUAAGAGGAGGAGCGACUGAUAUGCAUCUAUAAAUAGGUUCAUCAUGAAUUUUCAAUGCCCAUACAUUUUAUUAAAGCAUUAAAGUGUAGAAAGCAUAUAUUUUUAUAUUUCACUGUGGGAAAAGAAUUUAUAUUAAACCUGACUAUCUUCAAAAUGAUUAAUAACUUUUAACAGAUUUUCCCCCCACUUUUCAAGAUAGAUUUUUAGUAAUAUUAAUAAGCUGAAUGGCUAUGGCAUGAGAGAGGAAGCUCUGAUCUUUGACCAAGAAAUUAAAUAUUAUCCAUGUUCUUAAAUUUAUUAAAUUGCUUAACAUAAUUAUGUGGAGCUCUUUUAAACAAGAACCUAGUAAUAUCCGAUUUCUCUUAUGCGUGUAUGUUUCCCUUCCAGUAAGGCACAUCCUAGAACAUAGUACAGUCCGGUUUCUAGAAAACUGCCAAGUUUGUCCUUGUACUAUAUGUUUUUUUUAACCUUUAAACAAAAUCUGAUUUCCAAAGGUCUUUAUUUACAUGGUACUGCAGCUUCUUCAUUAUCUUCCACCCUUUCUUUCUGGCAUCAUUUACCACUUCCAAAAUUUAAUUAAUAGCACAAUAUAGGAUCAUUUUUAAGUUGGCCUCCUGCUUUGAAGUGUGCAUUAACAUUUGAGCAGACCGCCUUGCGCAAUUGUGUUGUCAAUGAAAUUUUCAGUCGCCUGUAUCUCUGACUGUGAUUGUUGACUGUGUCAUGAUCAUUUCAAGGGGUAUGCACUCUUUAUUCUGGCUCUUGCAAGAUGAAUACAGUUAGAAUUUCCCAUGGAAAUUGCAAUCUGUUUAAUUUAACAACUAUAUUAAACACUGUUUCACUUGUCGGUCUUUUCUGGUUUUUUUUUUUCAUGAUUAGCUCAAAAGAAACUAAGAAGUUUGUCACUGUGCAUUAAAACAUGACACAGUGUUUGUUUUGUUGACCUCCCAAAUAUUUUUUUCAGGGUGAUAUAUUGAACUAGACAAAUGGCUUCAGAAAUGCACGCUACCCAAGUAUGCUUUUGGAGCAGGAAAAUUGUGUAGGCAGAAGAUCCAUGCAAAAGAUUGCAACAAAAACAUUGCCAUACUCAUCAGGUGGAAACGGAAGCAAUGGUUAUUCGUCUCUGAGACAAAAGGAUUUUGAAGUGAAAGAGUAGCUGUUCUGUUUGAUUUCUGAAUCAAAGCCCAGUGAAACUGAACUUUAUAAGGCAGUGGUUCCCAACCUUUUCUUGUUUGAGGCACCCUUGGAAAGCCUUUCAAAAGUUCCCGGCACCCUUAUAAGGAAAUAGAUAUUUAAAAUCUCCGUAGCUCAAAAGUUCCCGGCACCCUCAAAAGAUCUCACGGCACCCCUUAGUGCCGCGGCACACUGGUUGGGAACCACUGUUAUAAGGACUUAAAGGUUUUUUUUAAGAAGACGGUAUAGCGGGAGGACAGGCCAAAACUAGUAGCCUUUCCUGUAUAUAAUAAAUGUAGUGCACUUUGCAUUAAAUGGCAUCUCUAGCUAAAACAAACUCUCAUUUGAGUAUACGUAGAAACAAAUCCCAUACAGGUAAUUCUUGACUUGCAGUUAUUGGUUUAGUGACCAUUCAAAGUUAAAAUGGCACUGAAAAAGUAACUUACAACCCAUCCUCACACUUAUGACUGUCAUAACAUCCCCACGGUCACAUGAUUAGAAUUCAGGUGCUUGGCAACUAUCGGGUAUUUCAUGAUAGUUGCAGCGCCCUGGAAUCAGGUGAUUGUCAUUUACAACUUUCUCAGUCAGCUACAGCAAAAAAAGUUGGGCAUAAUUUAUUUAACACCUGCUGUCAGGGUUCCAAGUAACACCCCCCACGAAUGAAAACUCUGAGGCUUGGGUUUCCUCAAAGUUAUACUUUAUUAGAGAUGUCAUAUUGGCACAUCUGGGAAAACCUGAAUCUGAAAGCUUCCAGGGAUUCCCCACCCAAAGGAAAGUUCAAGUCCCUGCCCAACACCCACAAGUCCAUCACAUAGUCCAAUUAAAACACCAUUCCGACUAGAGAUGCAUCCCAGUUCCAGCCUCCCAGGUGCAGGGCAAGAUGUCCUUGAACCUCUGAGAAAAGAAUGUUAUCAUGACUAUAAACUAUCCACGCUCCAUAAAAUUCCCCCCCUCCCAGUUUUCCACAGUAGUAAAUGUGGCAGGUCUGAAGGCCCAGUACAAAAGAUGGCUUCCAAGCCUGAGAGCUGCCUUGCUUAAUAAAAAUUCUGAUCCCAAUUGUGGUUGUAAUUCAAAGACUACCUGUAUAAGACUGUUCUUUGCUGACUCUUGUUGUGAAAUCUGCUGUUGUAUUGCAAGAGGGAAGGUCUCUUUCACAAGGAACUAAGAGACAAAUCAACAUUGAGUCCUCAGUAUGCAGUAAGAGACCCAGAAGGAAUCCUCCCUAAACUGUUACAGGAUUUAUCUGAUAGUUAUUCAGUGUGUGCUUUUGUCUGGCAAGAGUGCGACACAAUGAAUUACUCAGAGUAGUCUUUUUAUUGCUGUGUGCACAUAGACAGGAAAUUUGCCCAGACUAAAAAGCACACUCCACAUAACUAUCAGACAAAUCCUGUGAAGGUUUAGGGAGGAUCCCUUCUGUCUAUUAGCUCUUUAUGAAAGAGCCCUCCUCUCUUGCAAUUCAGUGCCAGAUACCGCCAUACUCUAGUCAUGUGAAAAAGUAAAAAAAAAAAAAAGUAACAUUCAUAUAAAUAUUCUACCUUCAUUCAGACUGUAUAAAAGCGAUGUAGUUGAAAGAAACUGAAAAAUUGACUUUGUAAUUAUUUGACUAAAAUAUGCCAUUCCUUUCUGUUGAAAAAAUACACCUUUAGCUCUACUAGUCAAUAUUGUCCCUGUUGGCAGAAACAUCUUCAAGAAGACCGCCAACACAGUUCUAGGCUGCAUAAACAGGGACAGAAUCAAGAUCAUGUGAAGUGUUAAUACCAUUUUAUAAUGCCUUGGUAAGGCCACACUUGGAAUAUUGCAUCCAGUUUUGAUCGCCACGAUGUAAAAAAGAUGUUGAGACUCUAGAAAGAAUGCAGAGAAGAGCAACAAAGAUGAUUAGGGGACUGGAGGCUAAAACAUAAGGUAUAAAGAAUGGUUGCUGGAACUGGAUAUGGAUAUGUGUAGUCUUAUGAAAAGAAGGAGUAGGGGUGACAUGAUACAAGUGAAACUCAAAAAAUUAGAAUAUCGUGCAAAAGUUCAUUUAUUUCAGUACUGCAACUUAAAAGGUGAAACUAAUAUAUGAGAUAGACUCAUUACAUGCAAAGCGAGAUAGUUCACGCCUUGAUUUGUCAUAAUUUUGAUGAUUAUGGCUGACAGCUCAUGAAAACCCCAAAUUCACAAUCUCAGAAAAUUAGAAUAUUGUGAAAAGGUUCAAUAUUUUAGGCUCAAAGUGUCCCACUCUAAUCAGCUAAUUAAGCCAUAACACCUGCAAAGGGUUCCUGAGCCUUUAAAUGGUCUCCUAGUCUGGUUCAGG